Corticium candelabrum is the source of this 1108-nucleotide messenger RNA. RefSeq lists its product as uncharacterized. The transcript has 9 exons. The coding region runs from base 46 to 891 and encodes 281 amino acids. The record is from RefSeq and is a predicted model, not a curated record. Gene Ontology annotation, molecular function: oligosaccharide binding; extracellular matrix structural constituent. NCBI's taxonomy places the organism in Eukaryota, Metazoa, Porifera, Homoscleromorpha, Homosclerophorida, Plakinidae.
UUCGUUCUUUCCGACACUUGUGUCUGCUAGAGAAGGUUGUGACUCAUGGCAGUUGUUUCGUACGUUUGUGUCGCUUGGCUAGCAACCAUCCUCGUGGUUACUGCUACGGAUGAGAUUACUAGCUCUCUCAACAAAAUUCCAUCAUCACUAGACGAUCAAGCUCGUUUGCUACGAUGCGUUUUGGUAGGAGACGACAGUCCACUAUGUGCUAGUCCUCUGACGUAUGGAACUAAAGCUCAUCCAGCUAAAAGUUGUGCUGAUCUGUUGAGGCAAAGAAAGAACAUCGCAAGUGGUUACUACUGGGUAAAGCCAAUACAAACAGGAAAUGACGUCCAUUAUGUUUACUGUGACAUGACUAGCUACGGUGGUGGUUGGACUCUAGUUGUUGGUAUUAAUUCUCAAAAUCGUCUACAUCUUCAAAGCGGUUCUGUGGGUACAAGAUGCAGAGGAGGAGAUGUUUGUGUAGUUCAUCGUACAAAUGGAGUGAUACCUGCUAGGAAAUUAGAUGACAGGAUUAUAAGAGCUCUCGCUGACGAUGAAGGAACGUUUAGAGUUGACGUUGGUCCUAACAAAUACACAACGUUUUUUCAACUACCACAAGGUGCGGCAAGAUUUCAAUCUAAUUGCGGAGGAACGAGCUGCGCACGAAUAAUUACAUCUCACAGUUAUCCCUACAAAUGGGAGUCAAACUGCAAAGGAAUAACAGUUGGAUAUAAAAUAUUUGGCAGUGAUUCUUACAAAGUAUUUGACACUCGUGACAAUCAAGAGUGCGGGUCUCUAUGGACAUCUUCUCGUUCCUCCGAGAAGCGCGUCUUAUACGGCUACACUGGUGGUGAUGGAGGACACACUGGUAUCUACUCUAAACUGCAAGGCUUUAUGUACGUCCGCUGAACAAACUAAUUAAUUAAUUAAUUAAAGAAAGGAAGAGCGACUUGUUCUAACAGUUUUUCUUGCACUUUGGUUGUAUACUUUAGAGCUAACAGUUUUUGUUUAAUCUGCGCUGUACGACUUUAAGAUGCUUUUCAAUCUACAAAGUGUCUAGACAGCUAUCGCUUGUCUUGUAGCUAAUCCAACUGUUUUACACAUUAUUCUAAUAAAUUAGUUUGCA